GAAAGUGCUCACGUGUAGUUUUUAACAAAAGCACGUUCAGGAUCAAUUAAAACAUUCAACUUGAAUCUUAUUUCUUAGUGAUAGUAUAAAUUUUUUAAAGUUUAUAAAUUUAUUAUGGAGGACCAUAGUCAUAUGAAUCAUGCACAUCAUGAGACAGGACACAUGUCUCAAAAUAUGGAUCAUAGUGUGAUGCAUGUGGACCAUCAAAUGAGUUUGAAUGGUAGUAGUUUUAUGGACAAAAUGAAUGAAAUGUUUAAUUCAAGCAAAGAUCUACAUCAUCAAGCAGAAAAUGUAAACCUCCAUGAUCACCAUGCAACACCAAAACAUGAUAUGCACCAUAGUAUGAUGUCCAUGACUUUUCAUGGAGGUUUUAUGGAGACAAUACUUUUUUCAUGGUGGAAAGUAACAGAUGUUGGGGAGUUCAUUGGAUCAUUUUUAGCAAUAUUUAUUUUAGCACUUCUUUAUGAGGGAUUAAAAUACUAUAGAAAACAUUUGCUUUGGAAAACCUAUACAGGACUUCAAUACUGCGCAGUCUCCCCACCAGACAAGGGAGUGGCCAAUAUUUGUGCAGAUGAGCCUCAAGUAAUACAACCUAUGCCUCAUGCCCUUGAUAGAAAUGUUCCAACAAUGUUAAGCGUGGAACAUGCAUGGCAGACUAUACUUCAUGGCAUACAAGUUUUAGUGAGCUACAUGUUAAUGUUAGUAUUUAUGACAUACAACACAUGGCUGUGUGCUGCUGUUGUUCUCGGAUCUGCAACAGGUUACUUCCUCUUCGGAUGGCGGGAAUCAGUGGUAGUAGACUUUACUGAACAUUGCCACUGACAUAAGCUUAAGAAUCAGAUAAAAGCAUAGUAUUAACAUAGCUUCUCUUGUAUCCUCUUUAUUAAAAUUAAAAAAAAUAUAUAUAUUUACAUAUAUCAUGGUGUUGAAAGUAAUUAUCGUGUUAUAUUAAGACAACACUGGGUAGUUGAAUAUUUAUAUCUGUUUAUUAUGUAAUUUAUAAGGUUUUAUUUAGGUUAUUAAAAAUUAUGAAAGCUC
This is a messenger RNA of Melitaea cinxia (Glanville fritillary), 1038 nucleotides long. Its product is annotated as high affinity copper uptake protein 1-like. Bases 115 to 822 code for a protein of 235 amino acids. Gene Ontology annotation, cellular component: membrane. Gene Ontology annotation, biological process: copper ion transmembrane transport. Lineage: Eukaryota; Metazoa; Arthropoda; Insecta; Lepidoptera; Nymphalidae. Gene Ontology annotation, molecular function: copper ion transmembrane transporter activity. The record is from RefSeq and is a predicted model, not a curated record. The transcript has 7 exons.